Molecule: messenger RNA, 1851 nt
Organism: Aspergillus sclerotioniger CBS 115572
Lineage: Eukaryota; Fungi; Ascomycota; Eurotiomycetes; Eurotiales; Aspergillaceae
Product: putative ATP-dependent Clp protease
Exons: 2
Coding region: 1-1851 (616 amino acids)
Biological process (GO): protein catabolic process; proteolysis
Cellular component (GO): mitochondrial matrix
Molecular function (GO): ATP hydrolysis activity; ATP binding
Source: RefSeq, a predicted model, not a curated record
AUGCUACGGUUGCCUAUCCAGGCCCGUGGCCCCAUCAGGGCGCACCGCAAUUCCCUCGUCCGCUAUCGGCAUGCGCCGAAGCCGCAGAUCCGCCCUGUCCGCCGUGGAUUCACCAGCUCGUCAACCACUUUUCCUACGCUGUCCCAAUUCGAUCGCUCGGAUUUCACGAAUCAGCCAUGGACUGGCAGCUAUGAACCGGGCCUCCCUACGGCCGGCCCUCUAGCGUCAGCUCCGGCUUUCGGAGCACCCCGGGUGACCCCCAGAACGUUGAAGCAAUACCUAGACCAGUUUGUCGUCGGCCAGGACCGUGCAAAGAAGAUACUUAGUGUUGCCGUGUUCAAUCAUUACCAACGAGUACAAGAGCUACAAAGACGCGAAGAGGAAAACGCAGCGUUACUAGCGAAGCGUGCGCGCAAGGAAGCAAUUGAACACCAUCCGGUCGAGGACGAAUUUCCAGGUCAGCAGCAAACCAUCCGACUACCCUCCGAAACAGACACAUUGCCUCCCCCGUCGGCGCAGCCUGAACUCGAUGAUUCGUCGGCAUUACAAUUGGAGAAGUCCAACAUCCUUCUGUUGGGACCUUCCGGUGUCGGAAAGACGCUUAUGGCGAAGACACUAGCGAGGAUACUGUCCGUACCAUUCAGCAUUUCCGAUUGUACCCCGUUCACGCAGGCCGGCUACAUUGGGGAGGAUGCAGAAGUAUGCGUCCACAGGCUUCUGGCUGCUGCGAACUAUGAUGUUGAGCAGGCGGAGCGUGGUAUAAUCGUCCUGGAUGAGGUAGAUAAGAUUUCAGCAGCAAAGGUCAGUCACGGGAAGGAUGUCAGCGGCGAAGGAGUGCAACAGGCCCUCUUGAAGCUUAUCGAGGGCACAACCGUGCAAAUACAAGCGAAACAAGAAAGGAGCGCACCUCGCGUCAGCAGUUCACCCAAUACAUUCCCAUCCAACAACCCUCUUGGAAAUUCUCCGUACACGCCCAAUGGAGGGAACGCGCCUCAAAAAGGAGAGGUUUAUAACGUGCGCACGGACAACAUUCUCUUCAUUUUCUCUGGCGCCUUCGUCGGUCUGCACAAAGUGGUCAUGGAUAGAAUCUCUCGCGGGUCGAUCGGCUUUGGCCAACCCGUACGGGGCUCAACUAUCACGAACGACCGGUCGAGAGAAGCCAACCCCGGAAGCAACCAGCCCAUCCCCAUACUACCAGGAUCAGAGGAAGAGGCAUUAUACAAGAAACAUCUCCCCUUUUUCACUUCCGCUUCCUCCAGGUCACCCGACGGCGAGCCAACAUACUUCAACGCCCUGGAUCUUCUCAAUCCCACCGACCUACAAAACUAUGGUUUCAUCCCCGAGCUAGUAGGCCGUGUACCAGUCACCGCCGCCCUCUCCACAUUAACCACUCCUCUCCUUGUACGGAUCCUCACCGAACCCCGCAACUCGCUCCUGGCGCAAUACACUACAUUAUUCAACCUCUCGGGCAUCGAGCUCCGUUUCACCACUCCAGCCCUGCACAAAAUCGCCGCCAACGCCUUCACAAUGGGCACCGGAGCCCGUGCCCUUCGCACCGAGCUAGAAACUAUUCUCAGCGACGCCAUGUUCGAGACCCCGGGCUCAAGCGUGAAAUUCGUCCUCGUCACAGAAUCUGUCGCCGAGCGCAACGAGAAGCCCGUCUAUCUCGCACGCGGCCAAGGCGGCCGUUUUCACUCCCUGAUCGCAGCCGAGGAAAGCAAAUGGGAGGAGAAGAUCCGCCGCGAAAAAGCCGAGCAGGGUAGGGACAAGAGCGCCAAAACACAGCCGUCGGAUGAACUUCCCCCGAUCGCCAGUUUCCGGGAAUUCCGUACUCAGUCGGCUGGCUUCUAG